CAGCAAAGCAUAUAGCCCAGGCGGAGGCGGGCGCACACGCGACGCACGCGCUUCAUCAGCCUCAGCGGCCGUGUGCGUCAGCUGCGGCCGCAUUUAGCGAGGCGGAAAGGGGGCCGACCCCGAGCGGAGCCCAACCCCAACUCGACCCGGGAAGGAGGGAGGAGAGAGAGGGAAGAGAGGGGGCGCGGCGAGGAGGCCGGCGGCGGCCGGAGAUGGGGGAGGUGGCCGCGCUGCGCCAGCUCGUCGGCCAGGUGCAGGAGCUCUGGGACCUCUACGGCGCCAACGCCCACCCGCUCCCCAGAUGGUAUUUACUUGACUUUGAACAUGGUUCAAUCAAAGAUGAUUAUUGUGGAGGACGGACUGGAUACAACUCGGAAUUACUGAAGAUCAUGGAGACUAACCAAUCUCCUCCUCGCAAACGACCGCGGAGGGAUCGAAACCGCGAGAAGGCGCCCUGCUCAAACACAACUGAGGUAAUGCAACAGGAGAUUUGGAAAGAGUUUCCUGAAGAUCUUUUCGAAACUGUCAUUGCAAGGCUUCCAGUUGCUGCAAUUUUUCGAUUCCGCACUGUCUGCCGAAAGUGGUCUUGUCUUUUGGGCUCAGACAGUUUCUCUCAUCAGUACUCUGAAGCUCCACGUGGACUGCCAUGGUUCUAUACAAUCACCCAUGAGAAUGCAAACAAUAAUGUUGCAGUGUAUGACCCUUCACUGAAGAAAUGGCACCAUCCAUCUGUUCCUCUUGCUCCUACAAAGAUAGUUAUUCCAGUGGCAUCUGUGGGUGGCCUUGUCUGUUUAUUGGAUCUGAGCCACAGGAAUUUCUACGUUUGCAACCCUCUUAGGCAAUCACUCAAGGAGAUCCCACCCAGAUCAGUCCAGGGAUGGUCAAGAGUCGCGGUAGGGAUGGUGUUGAACGGAAGAAGUUCUAGUCAUGGCUACAAAGUAAUGUGGUUAGGAAAUGAUGGGACUUAUGAAGUGUAUGACUCUACAAAGAACACGUGGUCUUGUCCAGGAGUUUUCCCUACAAGCUUCAAACUGCCACUUGUUCUGAAUUUCAGGUCGCAGCCUGUGGCGGUUGGCAGCACGCUGUACUUCAUGUGUUCAGAACCAGAUGGUGUUUUGUCAUAUGAUGUAAGCACCGGGAUUUGGAGACAGUUUACCAUCCCACUGCCACUGCAUCUGACUGACCACACACUUGCCGAGUUCCAGGGAAGGGUCAUGCUUGUGGGUCUGCUGUGCAAGAAUGCAGCGACCUGCGUCUGCAUAUGGGAGUUGCAGAAGAUGACUCUCCUCUGGAAGGAGGUGGACAGAAUGCCAAAUAUCUGGUGCUUAGAGUUCUACGGUAAGCACAUGAAGAUGACAUGCCUGGGCAACAGUGGUUUGCUCAUGCUCUCCUUGAAGGCGAAGCGGAUGAACCGCCUUGUUACAUACAACCUUUUUAAAAGGGAGUGGCAGAAGGUUCCUGAUUGCAUGCUCCCAUGCAGCCGCAAAAAGCAGUGGAUAGCAUGUGGCACAGCAUUUGAUCCGUGCCCCUCUGCCUUGGCCUGACAGGUCUUUUACCUUCUUCAGCCAAGCACGUUGAAAUUUUAGCGAUUUCAUAUCAUUGGCCAAUGUUUAGAUAUUUCUAUGUUAUUAUGACAAGGUUCUGUGUUGCAUACAAAUCCAUGGCACUGUGGUUUGUUUUGUAUCACGCUCAAGCAAUCAAACUGUUUCUUUUAUCACCUGUCAGAAUUUGGGUCGGGAAGCUACGAUGUCAACUGGGCAAGCUGACCUGAAUAUGUUAAAGGUUAUUGUUGUCGAAAUUGGGAGUCAUGGUUUUUGUAUGUUUGGUUAUCAUCUCGUUAAGUUUGUAAUGUUUCUGGAUAUGCAGUCAUCUGCCCAGAACUGAGUUUAUACAAUAAUAACCGGGAUAUUAAUGUUUUGAUUCUGGUGCAUGGAGAUGUCAGCCUGUACCUGUUGAUUA
Molecule: messenger RNA, 1959 nt
Organism: Panicum hallii
Lineage: Eukaryota; Viridiplantae; Streptophyta; Magnoliopsida; Poales; Poaceae
Product: F-box only protein 6
Exons: 2
Coding region: 213-1544 (443 amino acids)
Molecular function (GO): protein binding
Source: RefSeq, a predicted model, not a curated record